CAUCAGUUGGUCUCGUGUCCGCAGCUCGAGAGGAUGAGUGCUCGAGUGUGUUGUUUGGUGAGUGUGUUUUUCUCGUGUCUGUCCGGAUGCUGGAGCGCAACAGACGCGGCCCCAGGACCGAACUGCACAGCGCAGGGUCACUGUCCGGCGAGGCUGACCGUGGUGCCGUCCAGUCGGGGAUGUGUUUCUGAUAAAGACUGCUCUGGAGGACACAAAUGCUGUGUCUUUGACUGCGGGGCUGUGUGCGUGCCGCCCGCUUUCACAAAGCCAGGAGUGUGUCCAAGCAGAAGAUUCGGGGCAGGAAUGUGUGCCGAGUUCUGUGUGGAUGACAGCGACUGUCCCGGCAGUGAGAAAUGCUGCAGCAACGGAUGUGGACAUGAAUGCACGGCUCCGUAUACGGUGAAGCCGGGUCGAUGUGCUUUACCGAAGGGGACUCCAAUGUGUGCAGAAUACUGUUACCACGAUGGCCAGUGUCCUGCCGAACAGAAAUGCUGCCCAACCACCUGCGGUCAUGCCUGCAGUGAACCGUGCUGAUUUACCCAGAGGAAGACUUGCAUAAUGAUGAUUACUUGAGGGUUUUUUUGUAUUAGCAAAGAUGCUGUAAUAAAUGUAUUGUUCAUUG
Molecule: messenger RNA, 622 nt
Organism: Puntigrus tetrazona (Sumatra barb)
Lineage: Eukaryota; Metazoa; Chordata; Actinopteri; Cypriniformes; Cyprinidae
Gene: wfdc2
Product: WAP four-disulfide core domain 2
Exons: 4
Coding region: 34-534 (166 amino acids)
Biological process (GO): antibacterial humoral response; innate immune response
Cellular component (GO): extracellular region
Molecular function (GO): peptidase inhibitor activity
Source: RefSeq, a predicted model, not a curated record